AUGGGGGAUGCCGCGGCGGGGGGGGAGUUGAGAGAGGAAGGGGAGGAAGAGGAGGAGAAGGAAGAGGAGGAGGGAGAGGAGGGGGAGGGGGGAGAGGAGGAGGAGGGGGGGAAGGAGGGGGUGGAGGAAGAGGAGGAACGUCCAGUUCAGACGGACAUGAGAGGAGGGGGGGGCCUACCCUCUAGUAAUGACAUGCAGGAGGUGGAAGGCAUGCUGGAGAAAUGGCAGAGGGAGAAGCCGGUGUUUGAUGGCAAGUACCAUAGCAUUCGCUCGGUGAUCUACAGGCUAAGGAAGUCGCUGGAUAGGCGGCAGCACAGUGAGAGGCAGCGGCAGAGGAUGGAGGAAGGGCAGCUGCUGCAUGCUGAGUUCUUUCCCUCAGGUCAGCAUCCGUCCAGCAUGCAAGCUGUGGAUGGUCCGGGCGAGCUCAGCUUGGAUGGCCGCCCAAGGCAUGACAACGACCAUCUUGAGAUUUCAGCUAUCUCAGUGGCUCCAACGAUGGAGGAGGUGCUGUGCAAGGCGUCGCCCUACCUGCCGCACAACCACCCCAGCGAGCCGCACCACCUGCCAGCGGGCUCCGUGGCCCGCCACGUGGACAUCCAAUUCCGCCUGCUCCGCCACGACCUGAUUGCCCCUCUCUGGAGCAAGGCGCUCUUCCUCUUCCACCGUCUCAACCACGAAUCCUCCCGGGGCGCUCGUGGCAGGAACAGCAGUGGCAGUGGUGGUGGUGGAAGGGAGGAUGCGAUGGGGCUGUUGAGGGCGGACAGUGAGUUGGUGCGGGGUCUGACGGAUGACAUGAAGGGCGUGGUGGGGUUUUCCUCGGAGGACAUGGACGUGUAUUUGCUGCGCGAUGUGCACGUGCUGUCCAUCAACACGGACAAGAGGAGCGGGGUUUACUUUCUCAUCGACUUCCUUGAGCCUCCCAUGCCGCGGGGCCGGAAUGCCCGUAACAGGGUGGAGUUUUGGGACAACACGCGGAGGCUGCAGAACGGCUCGCUGGCCGCAGAUUGGAUUCAGCCGUGUGGAGAGAACGGGUUCAGUGCGGAUUUGCUGGGGCUGAUUGCUCAGGAUGGCAGUGGGGGCAGAGGCGGGAGUAAGGGCGUACAGGUGGUGAUGUUGGAGGCGCAUGGGAGUUUUUUUGCGUAUGAGCCGAUUCUGAAGGCGCUGCAGAGCAUCACUGACGCGUCGCUGCCCUUCUCUGAGUACAUCUGUGGGGCAGCUGGCGGAUCACCUGGUGGGGCACCUGGAGGGGCACCUGGGAGGGCACCUGGAGCGUACAAGCUGCCUGCGUACAUCAAAGGGGGCAUGACGUACGACUUAAGCCUGCUGCUCAAGACCAAAGUGCCCUCAUCCUCCUCCCAGCAGCCACAGAACACCGCAGAAGACGAGUUUGCCAUGAGGAACGUGAUGAUUUCCAGCCCCACGGCCUUUCCCAUGGAUGCGCUCCUGCGCUGCACGUCGCUGGACGAACCUCAAUCCGUGGCUCUGCGAGCUGCCCUCACUCAGGAGUUCGCUCUGCUGCAAGGGCCCCCGGGAACUGGCAAGACGUUCGUGGGGAUCAAACUUGUAGAGAUUCUGCUGAGCAAUCCACUCAAGAGCAGCUCGGCAGGUCAUUUUGCUCGAGGCAGGGAGCUGGCGAGUUCCGCAGGGCCCAUCCUGUGCGUGUGCUUCACCAACCACGCUCUGGAUCAGUUCCUGGAAGGCCUCAUUGCCAGCGGCAUCAAGAACUUCCUGGAAGGCCUCAUCGCCAGCGGCAUCAAGAACUUCCUGGAAGGCCUCAUCGCCAGCGGCAUCAAGAACUUCCUGGAAGGCCUCAUCGCCAGCGGCAUCAAGAACUUCCUGGAAGGCCUCAUCGCCAGCGGCAUCAAGAACUUCCUGGAAGGCCUCAUCGCCAGCGGCAUCAAGAACUUCCUGGAAGGCCUCAUCGCCAGCGGCAUCAAGAACUUCCUGGAAGGCCUCAUCGCCAGCGGCAUCAAGAACUUCCUGGAAGGCCUCAUCGCCAGCGGCAUCAAGAACUUCCUGGAAGGCCUCAUCGCCAGCGGCAUCAAGAACUUCCUGGAAGGCCUCAUCGCCAGCGGCAUCAAGAACUUCCUGGAAGGCCUCAUCGCCAGCGGCAUCAAGAACUUCCUGGAAGGCCUCAUCGCCAGCGGCAUCAAGAACUUCCUGGAAGGCCUCAUCGCCAGCGGCAUCAAGAACUUCCUGGAAGGCCUCAUCGCCAGCGGCAUCAAGAACUUCCUGGAAGGCCUCAUCGCCAGCGGCAUCAAGAACUUCCUGGAAGGCCUCAUCGCCAGCGGCAUCAAGAACUUCCUGGAAGGCCUCAUCGCCAGCGGCAUCAAGAACUUCCUGGAAGGCCUCAUCGCCAGCGGCAUCAAGAACUUCCUGGAAGGCCUCAUCGCCAGCGGCAUCAAGAACUUCCUGGAAGGCCUCAUCGCCAGCGGCAUCAAGAACUUCCUGGAAGGCCUCAUCGCCAGCGGCAUCAAGAACUUCCUGGAAGGCCUCAUCGCCAGCGGCAUCAAGAACUUCCUGGAAGGCCUCAUCGCCAGCGGCAUCAAGAACUUCCUGGAAGGCCUCAUCGCCAGCGGCAUCAAGAACUUCCUGGAAGGCCUCAUCGCCAGCGGCAUCAAGAACUUCCUGGAAGGCCUCAUCGCCAGCGGCAUCAAGAACUUCCUGGAAGGCCUCAUCGCCAGCGGCAUCAAGAACUUCCUGGAAGGCCUCAUCGCCAGCGGCAUCAAGAACUUCCUGGAAGGCCUCAUCGCCAGCGGCAUCAAGAACUUCCUGGAAGGCCUCAUCGCCAGCGGCAUCAAGAACUUCCUGGAAGGCCUCAUCGCCAGCGGCAUCAAGAACUUCCUGGAAGGCCUCAUCGCCAGCGGCAUCAAGAACUUCCUGGAAGGCCUCAUCGCCAGCGGCAUCAAGAACUUCCUGGAAGGCCUCAUCGCCAGCGGCAUCAAGAACUUCCUGGAAGGCCUCAUCGCCAGCGGCAUCAAGAACUUCCUGGAAGGCCUCAUCGCCAGCGGCAUCAAGAACUUCCUGGAAGGCCUCAUCGCCAGCGGCAUCAAGAACUUCCUGGAAGGCCUCAUCGCCAGCGGCAUCAAGAACUUCCUGGAAGGCCUCAUCGCCAGCGGCAUCAAGAACUUCCUGGAAGGCCUCAUCGCCAGCGGCAUCAAGAACUUCCUGGAAGGCCUCAUCGCCAGCGGCAUCAAGAACUUCCUGGAAGGCCUCAUCGCCAGCGGCAUCAAGAACUUCCUGGAAGGCCUCAUCGCCAGCGGCAUCAAGAACUUCCUGGAAGGCCUCAUCGCCAGCGGCAUCAAGAACUUCCUGGAAGGCCUCAUCGCCAGCGGCAUCAAGAACUUCCUGGAAGGCCUCAUCGCCAGCGGCAUCAAGAACUUCCUGGAAGGCCUCAUCGCCAGCGGCAUCAAGAACUUCCUGGAAGGCCUCAUCGCCAGCGGCAUCAAGAACUUCCUGGAAGGCCUCAUCGCCAGCGGCAUCAAGAACUUCCUGGAAGGCCUCAUCGCCAGCGGCAUCAAGAACUUCCUGGAAGGCCUCAUCGCCAGCGGCAUCAAGAACUUCCUGGAAGGCCUCAUCGCCAGCGGCAUCAAGAACUUCCUGGAAGGCCUCAUCGCCAGCGGCAUCAAGAACUUCCUGGAAGGCCUCAUCGCCAGCGGCAUCAAGAACUUCCUGGAAGGCCUCAUCGCCAGCGGCAUCAAGAACUUCCUGGAAGGCCUCAUCGCCAGCGGCAUCAAGAACUUCCUGGAAGGCCUCAUCGCCAGCGGCAUCAAGAACUUCCUGGAAGGCCUCAUCGCCAGCGGCAUCAAGAACUUCCUGGAAGGCCUCAUCGCCAGCGGCAUCAAGAACUUCCUGGAAGGCCUCAUCGCCAGCGGCAUCAAGAACUUCCUGGAAGGCCUCAUCGCCAGCGGCAUCAAGAACUUCCUGGAAGGCCUCAUCGCCAGCGGCAUCAAGAACUUCCUGGAAGGCCUCAUCGCCAGCGGCAUCAAGAACUUCCUGGAAGGCCUCAUCGCCAGCGGCAUCAAGAACUUCCUGGAAGGCCUCAUCGCCAGCGGCAUCAAGAACUUCCUGGAAGGCCUCAUCGCCAGCGGCAUCAAGAACUUCCUGGAAGGCCUCAUCGCCAGCGGCAUCAAGAACUUCCUGGAAGGCCUCAUCGCCAGCGGCAUCAAGAACUUCCUGGAAGGCCUCAUCGCCAGCGGCAUCAAGAACUUCCUGGAAGGCCUCAUCGCCAGCGGCAUCAAGAACUUCCUGGAAGGCCUCAUCGCCAGCGGCAUCAAGAACUUCCUGGAAGGCCUCAUCGCCAGCGGCAUCAAGAACUUCCUGGAAGGCCUCAUCGCCAGCGGCAUCAAGAACUUCCUGGAAGGCCUCAUCGCCAGCGGCAUCAAGAACUUCCUGGAAGGCCUCAUCGCCAGCGGCAUCAAGAACUUCCUGGAAGGCCUCAUCGCCAGCGGCAUCAAGAACUUCCUGGAAGGCCUCAUCGCCAGCGGCAUCAAGAACUUCCUGGAAGGCCUCAUCGCCAGCGGCAUCAAGAACUUCCUGGAAGGCCUCAUCGCCAGCGGCAUCAAGAACUUCCUGGAAGGCCUCAUCGCCAGCGGCAUCAAGAACUUCCUGGAAGGCCUCAUCGCCAGCGGCAUCAAGAACUUCCUGGAAGGCCUCAUCGCCAGCGGCAUCAAGAACUUCCUGGAAGGCCUCAUCGCCAGCGGCAUCAAGAACUUCCUGGAAGGCCUCAUCGCCAGCGGCAUCAAGAACUUCCUGGAAGGCCUCAUCGCCAGCGGCAUCAAGAACUUCCUGGAAGGCCUCAUCGCCAGCGGCAUCAAGAACUUCCUGGAAGGCCUCAUCGCCAGCGGCAUCAAGAACUUCCUGGAAGGCCUCAUCGCCAGCGGCAUCAAGAAGAAGCAGUCGAGCUACGAGGUGGGAAGCAAGCUAAGGGAGGUGGAGGAGGUGAUAGGCACGUACAGUGACGCCCUGCAGCAGCGCAGCGACAACGUGGCGGCUGUGGCGUGGGGUACUAUCGCCUCCCACCUCAUGGCCAAUCAUCCCGUCUACUUCCAAGCCCUCCGUACUGUCAGCAAGGCAGAUGCUGAUGGUUAUGAGCAAGUGGGGCGAGACAACUGGAAGCGGUGGAAGCAAGGUCUUCCCAAGGAAACCCUUCGCCGCAAGAAGGGUGCUGCUGAUUCCUGGGGGGAUCAGGCUCAUGUAUCAGGCAGGGGGAAGGGAGGAGGAGGAGGAGGGGGUGGAAGGGCGGGAAUGCCCUCGCAGGGAGGGGGAGGGGGAGUAGGGGGAGUGGGGAUAGCAGCGUCUGGACAACAGGCGGGCACACAGAACGCAUUUGAUGCCCUGGGAUUUCUUGGUGAGCUGGAGGUUGGGGAUGGGUGGGCGGGUGCAAGCAGUGCGAGGGACGGCGGAGUGAGUGAGGAGCUGAGCGAAAUGGUGGGCAUGAUGGCUACUUUCUAUGAGGAGGAUGGCAGUGGUGGUGGGGAUGGAGUGGCAGGCACUGGCCUUGACAACUCGUGGCUAGGCCUUGUGCCGUCAGGGAGAGCGAGAGGAGCAGGAGGAACAGGCGGGGCAGGAGGGGCAGGAGGGGCAGGAGGGUUCCCCAUGGAGCAGGAUCUCUCACACGCGUUCGGUGACUUGAGCAUUUACAACAACGGCAGACAAGGCCAAGGCACAAAUCAACCUGACGGAGACACUGGCAGCAGGGGAAGCCAAGGCAGCAAGGGGAUUUUUGAGUCGACUCAAAAAAUCCAAGGCAGCAAGGGGAAGAAAGGCGACAGGCAGGAGCACAGGAGCAUGGGAGGGGAGGCAGAGGUGGUGGAGGAGGAGGAGGUGUGGACGGGACCGGAGGUGGAUGAGAGAAGUGACCGCGGGGUAGAGGAGCUGUUGGGGUUGGAGGACCCGUGGGCAGCGAGUGGGCGGGAGAGGAGGAAGCUGGUGGCGUUCUGGGUGGGGGAGCUGCGCGCCACUGCCACUGCUGCCAUCGAGGCCGAGUGCUGGGUGGGGGAGCUGCGCGCCACUGCCACUGCUGCCAUCGAGGCCGAGGUGGUGAAUUACUCCAGGAAGGUGAGGGAGCGCAGUGAGCUGCAGCAAGUGGAGGACCUGCAGGUGCUGAGGAGGGCGCAGGUGGUGGGCAUGACCACGUCUGGGGUGGCCAAGAUGCAGCGCCUCAUCACGGCACUCGGCCCGCGCGUCAUCAUCGUGGAGGAGGCUGCUGAGGUGCUGGAGGCUCAUAUUCUGACCUCGCUCACCCCGCAGACCCAGCACGUUAUUCUCAUAGGCGAUCAUCUGCAGCUGCGGCCCAAGGUUGAAGUGUACGAGCUGAGCAAGGACUCCCACAAGGGCUUCGACCUGGACGUCUCUCUCUUUGAGCGCCUCGCGCUCUCCCGGCAGAUCCCCGUCUACACGCUCGCCACGCAGCGCCGCAUGCGCCCGGAAAUCGCCGACCUCAUCCGCUACACUAUCUACCCUGACCUUAGGGACCACCCUUUCGUCCAAGGGUACCCAGACGUGAGGGGCAUGGCGGCGAAUCUCCAUUUUUGGGACCACGACUUUCCCGAGAGUGGCUUGGACGACCUGAGGGAGGGCAAGUCCAAGUCCAACGCGGGCGAGGCAGCCAUGGUGGUCGCGCUCGCAACCUACCUGCUGCAGCAGGGGUACACGGGAGGAGAGAUCACCAUCCUCACGCCCUAUGUCGGGCAGCUGCUGAAGCUGCGCCAGGCGCUUUCUCAGGUGGUGAACGUGCGACUGGGGGAGGGGGAUGAUGAGGAGGUGGAGAAGGCAGAGGAGAAGGCGGGUACUAGGGAAGGUGGAGCUGCGGGGGAGGAGGCUGGGGGUGGGGCGGCGGUAGGGAAGGGGAAGGGGUUGGGUCUGGAGUUUGCUGCGCCGAAGGCAGUCACGGCGAAUCUGAAGGAUGCGGUUCGGCUGGCCACUGUUGACAACUUCCAGGGCGAGGAGAGCACGGUGAUCAUCAUCUCCCUCGUGCGGAACAACGUGGAUGGCAAGAUCGGGUUCCUCAAGAGCCCCAACCGCACCAACGUGCUGCUGUCCCGCGCCAAGCACGGCAUGUACAUCGUUGGCAAUGCCAGCACCAUGAGGGCAUCUGCAUCUAAAUCCGUGCUCUGGCCUCGGAUCAUGGACAUGCUGCAGAGCAAGGGGCGCGUGCAGAAGUUCAUCCCGCUGCGCUGUGUGAACCACCCGGACACGGUCACGCACAUUGAGAGAGCGGGGGAGUUCAAGGAGAAGGCCAGCGAGGGCGGAUGCUCCCAGAUGUGCGGCUUCCGGCUCACUCCCUGCGGCCAUACCUGCCCCCGCAGGUGCCAUGGUGACGACAGGGCACACGCCAAUGCAUUCUGCCCCAAGGAGUGCAACCGCAUCCGUCCUUUGGACGAGUGUCCGCACCAGCACACGUGCCCCAAGCAGUGUGGCGAGGACUGUGGGCCCUGCCUCGUCACCAUCCGGGCACUCACGCUUCCCUGCGGCCAUCAGGCCUUCAACGUCCCCUGCUUCAAGGCUCAGAAUCCCACUUCUAUCUUCUGCUCGACGAUGGUAGAGGUCACGAUGCCACUGUGCGGCCACAAGCAGACAGUCAAGUGUGGCGAGGCCGCCAUCAGAGUAGCCAACCCCAAGCACUGCACUGCUCGCUGCGGUGUUUUCCUCUCAGACUCAUGCGGGCACACAUGCAUCUCCCCCUGCGGCCACUGCAUCGUUGCUCCACCUACUACCACCAACCAGGGGCGGGGCUUGCAGCAGCCGCCGAAUCAGCAGCAGCAGCAGCCGCAGCAGCAGCAGCAGCAGCAGCAGCUGGAGAAAACCCACAAGAAGUGCACACAGCCAUGCAAGCGGCCCCACCCCUGUGCGCACCUCUGCCCGGACCCCUGCCACAGCGGCACGCCCUGCAAGCCCUGCACCAGAAAGUGCCUCGUGGCCUGCCAGCACAGCUCCUGCCCCCAGCCCUGCCACCGAACCUGCGCGCCCUGCGCCGAGCCUUGCGGGUGGCACUGCAAGCACCAGGGCCGGUGCUCCCUCCCCUGCGGCGCCCCCUGCGACCGCCUCCCGUGCGAGCAGCGGUGCGAGAAAAAACUCAAAUGCGGCCACCAGUGCCCGUCCCUCUGCUCGGAAAAAUGCCCUCCGAAGGGGUUCUGCACGGUUGAAGGGUGUGGGGAGGAGGAGAAGAGGGAGAUGACAGUGGAUCUAGUCACUCUGGAGACGCUAGGGGAGAUCGAUCCAGAUGAAAGCCCUGUGCUGGUGCUGCCAUGCGGUCAUGCUUACACUGUGGAGACCCUAGACGGUCACCUGGGGCUGAAUCAGGUUUACCAAGAAGCAGAAGAGGAAGAAGACGGGUCUGCUGGUGGUGGUGGCAGCAAUGCUGCUGGAGUGGGGGCUGGAGGCGGGGUGGCAGGAUCUGCAGGCGGGGUGGGAGGAUCUGCAUCCAAGUGGGUGGCAGUGCGGCCGUUUGAGGAUGGCGACCUGUCCGCCCUCAAGGGCUGUCCGGAGUGCCGGCAGCCAAUCACAAGCCUCCGCCGGUACGGCAGGAUGGUGAACAAGGCGCUUCUCGACGAAUCAGAGCGCAAGUUCGCCCUCAGCUGCCUGGCAGAUCAGCAGCAGCUCCACCAGAAGCUGUCCAGGCUAAGCCAAGCCAUAUCUGCUUGCCCUGAGGCUGCUCAACCCAGGCAGUUGCAGGAGCUGGCUAAAGCUGCGACUUCACUGGUCGUGCAGGCUAGCAAGGUGCGAGUGACUGGUAUGGAACCACCCACCCAGCAGACUUACCAGGCUUCUGUUACUGCGCUGCAGAGAAAGCACCUCCAGCUGGGAGCAUCGUCAUCCUUGUCUCGAGCAGGUGCUGCAGAUUCACCUGCAGAUGCACCUGAUGAUUCUCCUGAAAAACAACCUGCAGAUUCUCCUGCAGGUUUGACAGUGCCAGCGUGGGAGGAGGAGUGCCAGCUGCUGUACGUCCCCCAGCCACAAACCGGGCCUCUUUGUGAAGCCCUCCUGCUGCUGGGGAAGGCCUAUCAGCUACUCAUGACUGCCAAUUUCCUCCAGCUGCGCUGCCUGCUGACUGAACUCCGCAAGCUGUCUCGCCAGACUGCUCAUCGAGCUGCUGGGCUGACUGCUGCUCAGGCUGCUGGUCUGGCUGCUGGGCGGAUUGAUCAGAACAGCGCGGGUAGAGAGGAGUUUCUGGCUCGGAGGUUGAAGAGUUGCCGGGAGGUUGUGCGGAAGGGGCUGCGGAACGCAGAGAAGCAUGUGGGGGAGGCGGUGGAGUGGGCUGGCAAGCGCAGGGCGCCUCGGCUGGAGGCAAGGGGGAGGCUGGAGAUGGCUGACGUGUUCCGUGCGUUCGUGGAGGGGAUGAUGGCGGAACGCCUGCUCUCAACCUCCCCGGCUGGCCUGGAUGAGUCAAAGGAGCAGCAGCUGGAGUAUCUCAAGAGGGCCAAGAUGUUGUGCCACAUGGUGGCCUCGCAUCAUCUGGUCUCAGUCAGAGAGAACGAUAGUUUGGGGGGGAGCGCUCGGAGAAUGCUCGAGAAAGACUUGCACGAUCUGGAAGCAUCUGUUCGUGACAGUCCCAGGUACUUUGAUGUGUCAGAACGUGAGAAGGCAGAUGUGUGGAAGGCCAUGGAUAUGGAAGGCGUUCACUGGUACCGGUGCCCCAAUGGGCAUGUGUAUGCAAUUGGGGAGUGUGGUGGUGCAAUGCAGGAGUCCCGGUGCCCUGAGUGUGGGGAGGUUGUGGGUGGGAGGAGCCAUAGGCUUCGUGAAGGUAACGCCCCGGCCACUGGCUUCUUUAACGGGAGGCACGCCAGUCGCACGUCGAGCACCAAAAGUGACUCAAGCAAGCGUUCCAGUAGGGGGCGCGACCACCACGAGGCGAGAGAGCCCUACGAGGAUGACUAUAGAGGGGGGGCGCAUGGGGGAAGCAGGAAAGCAGGAGGGUCGAGUGGGGGAAGAAGGUCAGGAGCAGGGAGUAUAGGCGUUCCUGUGGUUGACGAGGUGGGUGUUUACCUUAGCGGAUCAGGCAAUAGGGGGAACAGAGGCGGCCGGGGAGAGUCCGAUCUGUCGCCAACAGAUUCCUCGCCUGAACAUUCACCUGAACAUUCUCCUGAGCGGUCUCCUGUCCGAUCCUCUCACCGAUCCCCGGACCCACUGUCAGACCACUCUCCCAUCAGUUCCCCUGGCCAAUCGUCUCCUGUGCGCUCCUCUCACCAUUCCUCCAACCGGUCCCCGAACCUAACCCCGGACCAAACCCCUGAGCACUCGCCGAACCAGACGCCGGACAUGUCUCCAAGCUACAGAGGUUUGGAAGAGCAGGAAUACUCUCCUUCUGCCCAGCACCACCAGCAUCAGCAGCAGCAGCAGGCUUAUCCCUAUGCUGACCAGUUUUCCCCGUCCUCUCCCGAUGGGUUCUCUUUUAGAACAGCAGGAGCAGCAGGAGCAGGGGGGCAGGCUGGGGGAAGAGGGGGCGCAGGAGGGGGAGGAGGAGGAGAAAGGGUUGAGGGUUUCGAUGCAUCUUCAAUUCCACUGAUGGUGGCUGGGGCUGUGAUGGCAGGUCCUGGUAGGGUGGCGCUGCCUGCUGUUCGUCCCAGCAACCGCACUCCGUUGAGAACACCUGUGGAUUCACCUGAAAUUUCACCUGUGGGCUCCCCUCAAGGGUCCCUGUACCAAGCCUCGGUGUUAGGCUCGGGAGAGGAGUACCCGUAUGGUUCGGAGGCGUCCGAGCCAGGACAGCAGGAAUGGCACCAGCAGCAGCAGCAGCACCAGCAAUACCACCACCAACACUCCCACACGUCGCCAGCAGCAGGAGGAGGAAGAGCAGCAGCAGCAGCAGGAAUGGCAAUGGGUGGUUAUGGUGGUAACCCUAUUGGUGGUAACAGGCGCGCAGGUAACCCCAGAGGCGGCAGCUCUGGUGCGGCUGUAGCAGCAGCGGCUUUCCCCAAGUCCCAGUCCACCCCUGGCGGACCAAGGGACUCGGCUGUAGCGGUUACAGGCAGGAGAAGCAGGAGGGAUAGCAGUGGCGGCAGCAGUGGUGGGAGCAGGAGGGGGAGUAGGGGAGGUGGGGGGGAGAGUGGUGCGAGUGGAGGGGGGUAUGACGAGGGAUGGGUGAGAGAAACGCACAGUGAAGGGGAGGAGUUCUCAGAAGGGGAAGAGGAGGAGGAAGAGGAGGAGGAGGAAGAAGAGGAGGAGGAGGGGGAGGAGGCAGAGGAGGAAGAAGAGGAGGAAGAGGAUGAAGAGGAGGAGGAGGAAGGGGAAGGAGAAGGGGAGGAUGAUGAAGAUGUGUAUUAUGAGUCCAAGGUGUUGGGAGAUGAGCCCAUUUCAAGGCGACGAGUGGUGGAGCUGCUGGAUCAGAUGGACGCGUUCAUAGAGGAGGGGCCGCACUGCAAGCUGGACGAGUACCUGCCCGCCAUCGAUCUUCUGCUGAGUGUCAGGGCGCUGCUGCUGGAGGCCCGCGACAAGGAGACCGGGCGGCGCGCGGACGGCAUGCUCCGGCGGGCCAUGGAGGACCUGGAGUACGAGUUCAGAGACAUUCUCUCGAGGCGGAGCCAGCAAGCAUCCACUCGCUUCACUGUGGAUACUCUCUCUCGGAUCUUCCAGCGCAACUUCUACCCACCUGCCGCCACCACCACCGCCGCUGCUGCAGCUGCUGCUGCCGCAACCAGCAGCGUCAGCACCAGCAGCAGCUCCCCUGAGAGCGGCGUGACAGGGGGUACCAGCGCUAGCAGCAGCAGGAACAGCACAGGGGGAGUGGGAGGUGGGGGAGGGGGCGGAAGGGAGGGUGGUGACAGCGGGGAGGGGAUGGGGGGGUUGGAUGAGGGGGAGUUGGAGGAUGCGGAUUCGCUGCAUGUGCUGCCAGAAAUUGCCGCCCGGUGGCUGAACCAGACGGCCGCCCGGCUGGUGGCGGGAGGGGAGAGCGUGCGCUGUGUGGAGGCCUUCAGGUCGGUGCGGGUGGACAGCCUGAAAGGCGCGCUGCAGCGGCUGGAGAGCGAGAGGCCGUGGAUGGUGACGGCAGGGCAGAUCGCAGACAUGCCAUGGGCGGAGCUGGAGCCGCUCAGCAAGCAGUGGACUCAGGAUAUGUACAUUCUGGGUCGUCUGCUCCUGGGCAUGGAGAGGAGGACAGCAGCAGCCGUGUGGCGAGGCAUGCAGGUGCACGAGCGCGGGGCAUUGAGGGCAAUACUGGAGGACAGCGGCAUGGGCAAGCGCAUAGCGGAGCACGCCUUGAUCCUCCGCGCCAUUAUCGCCCGCAACCUGCCCGAGCAGCUCUUCUCGCUGCUCGAUGCUUUCCGGGCUGCCCAAGAAGUCAUGCCAGAGCUAUCCGCCACGAUCAACCUUCUCAAGAUGGAAGCGGUGUGGCCGGCCUGCCAGCACCUCCCGCUGCUCAUAGCGCGGGCCGUGGCCGACACAUUCGACCGCUUCAAAGCCCUCCUCGAGACCUCCACUAAGUCCGCCCAGGCCAUGGCUGCUGCUGCCCCGCCCCUCUCCUCCUCCUCCGCUUCCCCCUCCCCCUCUGCAUCUGGUGCUGCUGCUGCCGCUGCUGGGGAGGCAGUGGGCAGUGGAGGAGGGGAGGGCGGAGAAGGGGAGAAGAAAGCAUCACUUGCAAAGUUGUUCAGAAUGCCGUUCCUGGGUCGCACAGUGAGCACCACAUCAGCAUCACCAGCAGCAGACGAGAGCACUAAGUCAGGCCGUUCCCCAUUCUUCCCUUCUCCCUUGCUCUUCAUUCCCUUCAUCCCAUGCCUAUCUAUCCCUUUCCACCCCUUUCCAUCCCUCUCCAUUCCCCCCCACCGCAGAAUGCCGUUCCUGGGUCGCAAUGCGAGCACCACCUCGGCAUCGCCAGCAGCGGAGGAGAGCACGCAGGACGUCAUGCCCCCGGGGGGAGUAGUUGAUCCAAUCACCAGCUACGUGGCCAACUAUAUCCGCAGCUACAUGCGCCGGUGCGUGCUGCUGUGUGUGUUGUCUGUGUUUGGUUGCGUGCGUGCGUGCGUGCGUGCGUGUGUUCUUAACAUGGGGUUUUGUGACCCAUCAGAGUGCGUGGGACAGCGUAUGUUUGCUGGAAACGCAUCAGCGUGGCAUGGUGAUAGAAAACGCAUUGUAGCUGCCUGGGAGAGGAUGGGGAAAGAGCGGGGGCGGAGGGGUGGGAGGAGAGCCUUUGAGCCUCUAGCAACCCCACUCAUCCUGUGCCUUUCGCUCCCGCCGCCCCUCUCCCCUCCACCCCGCAGCGUCCCAUCCACCCACAACAGCUAUCUCGACGUGCUCGCCUCGCUCUUUCACCUGCUGGAGGAACAAGGAGCAGCGAGUGACGAGGAGGAGGAAGAGGCGGAUGGGGGAGAAGGAGAAAAGGAGGGCGGCAAAGGGAGCAAGUCGAAGGGGGAUGGGAAGGCCGCAGGCGGCGGGAAGGCGGCGGGUGGGAAGGGGGACAGCGGGAAAGAUGGUGGGAAAGACGGUGGGAAGGCGGGGGAUGGGAAGUGGAAACGGGGAGGGCAGCAGCACGCGGGGCGGAGUGCGGAGAGUGAGACGGCGCACCUGCUGAGCGCGCUGGUGGUGAAUCUGGAGGCACGUGGUGGGCUGUAUCGAGAGGAGGAGCUGCAGCACCUGUUCCUCAUGAACAACACGCACUACCUCGUGCAGUCCGCCGCUGACUGGUAUCGCUGGCAUGUCGACAGCCUCAACCACCCGCUCUCACAAGCUCGCAAGGAGGGCGCGAGGGACCUGACAGCAGCCAUGGCGGAUCUGAGGGACGGCCACAUCGUUCAACUGCACGCCACCGCCUUCCAGAGCCGCGCGCUGGCAGCGGUCAUGGCAGCACUCACAGAUGAGCCUCCCCGAGGCACACCUGACUCUGUCAAGCUCAGGCUCAACAGGUUGCGGAAAUUCAACGUGGCGUUUGAGUCAUUGGUAGCGAGGCAGCGGCGGUGGUGCAUUCCCGAUGAGGAGCUGCGGAGGAAGACCCGCGCCAAGUGGUCCACGGUGCUGCGCGAACGAUACCGCAAGAUGCUGCUGCCCUUCUGGUGA
Closterium sp. Naga37s-1 is the source of this 13986-nucleotide messenger RNA. The record is from the annotation of a GenBank genome assembly. Lineage: Eukaryota; Viridiplantae; Streptophyta; Zygnematophyceae; Desmidiales; Closteriaceae.